AUGUCAACUCCCACUCCCCAGAACCACCCACUUCCGCGUCCUCCCCCGGUCCCGCAGCACGACGGCUUCUACGACGACGACCACCACUACCAAUCUCAUUCGUCAGACAGCCAGCCUUUGCCGCCGCCGCACCAACAGCAGAUCAAUUCCCCUGAAAAACAGGCGUUUCCGCGCUUGAGUUCAUACCCCUACCAACCGCCACAGCAGCAGCCACAGCAUCAUCGUCAGCAGCAAGGUCCGCUGCCACCGGCUCAUCAGUCUCACAAUUCUGGAUCAUCAAGGGGCCAUCAAAGCCCCCAAGACGAACGCCCACGCUCCAGACCACGGACUUUCAGUUUACGUUCCGACAAAUCUCACAGCAAUAGCAUUGACCUUCACGAAACUCACGCCGAGAAGGAAGCCAGGAGACUCCACAGCAAAGCAGAUCCCACUUUAGCAAUGAACGAGGCGGAGCCAACAGUCGUAGCUGCCACGGUCAAGUCAUCGCUGGCACCGCUGCGUAACAUGCAGCAUAAAGAUUACCAGGGAAAUGUCAUAGACGAUCCUGACAGGUCAAACCCCACGCGGAGCCGCUGGGAACGACCUUUGGACACUAUUCGAAGUUUCGAGGCUGCAAUCGAUGGUAAUUACAGCAACAGACAAUCGAUAAUGAUGCGGUCGGACUCGGAGUCUGUGGCAAACUGGAACCGUAGGAGUAGCUACUAUGGGAGCAAUAACUAUGGUAGCGCACCGGGCAGCUCGCGGGGCAACCGUUACCAGUCACGCGACAGCUACUUUAGCCUACGACCAAAUCAAUCAGAAUAUGGUUAUGGCAACGAGGGAGACAUGGCCGCACCCCGAGGGUAUAACGCGUACAGUCACGGACCACAGCAGAGAUAUUCCAGAAUGGCUUCUGAACCGCAUUAUAGCACGCCAAGACACGCUGAACCGUUGUAUCCAAUCCAGUCUCACCACCGAUCUUACGAGACAGUCGUAUCAGGCUCCGGCAGUGGCAUGUCAGGCGAACCUAAUGGUUAUACUACGGACCCGACCAGCAGUGAUAACAGCUCAAUCGAGCGCAUGCAGUCUCCGCCAAAGCGUCAAGCAGAAACACCCAACGACUAUGGCAUUGGCUUUAGCCAGAGCCCGACAUAUGCGUCGCAAUCGUUCACGGUGGGGGGCGUUCCGCCCCAAAAUGGGGCCCCGGCCAAUAACGCCUCCAUCAGCCCCAGUGGGCGUGAGGUCCCACCUGCGGUACCACACAAGCCAAACACGAUUACAAGGAAGCCCACACAGCAAUCUGCGACUUCCAACGCUCCAGAAAGGCCAGCAGCGGCCGAGAAGCGCAAGAGCUGGUUUUCUCGCCGCUUCAGCAAGAACAGCUGA
This is a messenger RNA of Pyricularia pennisetigena, 1365 nucleotides long. RefSeq lists its product as uncharacterized. The transcript is spliced from 3 exons. Lineage: Eukaryota; Fungi; Ascomycota; Sordariomycetes; Magnaporthales; Pyriculariaceae. The coding region runs from base 1 to 1365 and encodes 454 amino acids. The record is from RefSeq and is a predicted model, not a curated record.